Ricinus communis (castor bean) is the source of this 3910-nucleotide messenger RNA. RefSeq names its product protein SMAX1-LIKE 7. The transcript has 3 exons. Lineage: Eukaryota; Viridiplantae; Streptophyta; Magnoliopsida; Malpighiales; Euphorbiaceae. Bases 285 to 3644 code for a protein of 1119 amino acids. Gene Ontology annotation, molecular function: ATP binding; ATP hydrolysis activity. The record is from RefSeq and is a predicted model, not a curated record.
AGAUAUAUAGAAUCUAUACUCAACACCACCGAUUCUCUCUCCCACCACCACCGUCACCAUCACCACCACCUCCACCACCACCCUACCUUAAUAUUUAAGUUUUUAUUACUCCUACUCUAUCCAACCUCUCGAUUCUUUUUUCUUUUCUCUCUCUCUCUCUCCCUCUCCCCUUUUCUUUAUUUUUCUUUUGUUUGUGUAAUAAGCAUAAACAAAGAGAAUAGUAAAGUAUAAACAGCAGCAGACAUAAUAAACUUUUUGUUUCUUUUUUUAUUAUUUUACCGGCAAUGCCUACGCCGGUAAUUACAGCCAGGCAAUGCUUAACACCGGAAGCAGCCCACGCGCUAGAUGAGGCCGUGAGCGUAGCGCGCCGAAGAGGCCAUAGUCAAACGACGUCACUCCAUGCAGUUUCCGCUUUACUAUCCAUUCCAUCGUCAAUUCUGCGUGACGCAUGUGUGCGUGCAAGAAACAGUGCUUACACUCCUCGUCUUCAAUUCAAAGCUCUAGAGCUUUGUCUCAGUGUUUCACUUGACCGAGUUCCCGCGUCUCAACUCAGUGAACAAGACCCCCCUGUUUCUAACUCACUCAUGGCCGCCAUCAAACGCUCCCAGGCUAACCAGAGACGGCAGCCCGAGAAUUUUCAUUUGUAUCAACAGCAGCAAUGCUCUACUACUUCUGUGUCAUGUAUAAAAGUGGAGCUGCAAAAUUUGAUCUUAUCAAUUCUUGAUGACCCGGUUGUUAGUCGGGUUUUUGGUGAAUCGGGUUUUCGGAGCUCCGAAAUCAAGCUUGCUAUUGUUCGUCCUCUUCCCCAGGUUUUAAGACUCUCACAACGUUUUAGAGGCCCACCUAUGUUUUUAUGCAAUUUGAGUGAUCAUUCGGAUCCGGGUCCUGGUAGACGGGGUUUUAGUUUUCCAUUUUUUUCAGGUUUUACUGAUGGCGAUGAAAAUUGUAGAAGGAUCGGUGAGGUUCUUGUUAGAAAUAAAGGGAGAAAUCCUUUGCUUGUUGGUGUAUGUGCUUAUGAUACACUUGCAAGUUUUAAUCAGUUGGUUGAGAAAAGAAAAGAUUAUGUUUUGCCGGUUGAAUUAUCUGGAUUACGUGUGAUUUGUAUUGAAAGUGAUGUUAUGAAGUUUGCAAGUGAAAACUUUGAUAAAGGGUGUGUGGAUUUGAGGUUUGAGGAGGUGGGUCGAUUUGUGGAGCAAAAUUUGGGACCUGGAUUGGUGGUGAAUCUUGGUGAUCUGAAGGCAUUUAUCAGCAGUGAAAAUGAUUAUAGCAAUAGUAGUAAUGGAUUAAAUGAUUUAAUGAGCUAUAUAGUUGAGAAGUUGACAAGGAUGCUGCAGCUGUAUGGAAGAAAAGUUUGGCUUAUAGGUACAACAGCAAGUUAUGAGGGUUAUCUGAAGUUUGUUAGCAGAUUUCCCUCCGUUGAAAAAGACUGGGAUUUGCAGCUUUUGCCGAUUACUUCUUUUAGAACUUCCAUGCCUGAAUCUUGUCCUAGGUCCAGCUUGAUGGAAUCAUUUAUUCCAUUUGGUGGGUUCUUUUCUACUCCAUCGGAGUUGAAUGGCUCCUUAAGCAGCUCUUACCAAUGCAUAUCUCGAUGUCAUCUGUGCAAUGAAAAGUGUGAACAAGAAGUACUUGCUGUUUCAAAAGGUGGAUGCGUCGCUUCAGUAGCAGAUCAAUACCAAUCAAAUUUACCUUCUUGGUUGCAAAUGGCUGAACUUGGUACAAACAAAGGAUUGGAUGUGAAGGUGCGCUUUGCUUUUAUGCAGACAAGAGAUGAUGGAGAUGUGUUGAGUGCCAAAGUUGCAGGCCUGCAAAAAAAAUGGGAUAGCAUAUGCUGGCGUCUACAUCUUACUCGACCACAAGGAUCAAACACUCUACCUUCUGGAUUUCCUACUGUAGUGGGCUUUCAGCUGGUUGAAGACAAAAAGGACGAUGCUGAAAAGGGUAGCAGCAACAACACAAAUGCACCUCUGGAUGGAAAUAGAUGCAUGAAUGUCCCCAUUGAUUUGCAGAAGAUUUCAAGAAGGCAAUUAGGUGUUCCUUUAUCUGCAGCUUCUGUGGCAAACACCGAGAGUGUCAAACAGUGGGAAAGACCUUCAAAAGAAGAAGAUCAUGAGUCAGAUGGUCUCCGAUCUCCUUGUAGUUAUUCCAAUUCAAGCAUAGCUGAUGGUAACCGAGCAUCUCCUACAUCUGCAACUUCUGUGACUACAGAUUUGGGCUUGAGAAUUAGUCCUAUUUCUACCAGUUAUGACACAAAGAAACCCGAAAAUAAACAUUAUGUGGAGCUUUCACGGGAUUUAUCAGGCUCCUUUUCACCAAACAAUGAUGUUAUCAAUGGCAGCAUCUCUGACCAUCUGGCUCAUUCAUCUUCAUUCUCUUCUCUUGAUAUUGGCAGGCAGUUUGAUCCUACUAGCUUUAAGAUGCUGGUCAGAGCUCUCACUGAGAAAGUUAGCUGCCAAGAUGAAGCUGUGCAUCUUAUCAGCCAAACAAUAGCCCACUACAGGACAAGAAAUGAAAGGCACCAAGGAUCAAGCCUGAAACGGGAUAUAUGGUUCAACUUUCUUGGACCUGAUAGGUGUAGUAAGAGGAAAAUUGCUGCUGCUCUGGCGGAAAUAAUUUUUGGAAGCAGUGAGAACUUGAUAUCUGCAGAUUUAAGUCCCCAAGAUGGGAUAGUAAAUAUGCACAGCGAAGAAGUGCAUGCGUAUGAUGUAAUGUUUAGGGGGAAAACUAUAAUUGAUUAUGUUGCUGGAGAGCUGGGCAAGAAGCCCUUGGCCGUUGUAUUUCUCGAAAAUGUAGAUAAGGCUGAUGUGCAGGCUCAGAAUAGUUUGUCACGUGCUAUUCGAACUGGUAAAUUUUCAGAUUCGCAUGGAAGAGAAGUUGGAAUAAACAAUGCAAUUUUUGUGACAACUUCAACACUUGGAGAUGAUAAAAAGCUCUCUUCUACUAAGGAUUUUUCUACCUAUUCCGAGGAAAGAAUAUUGAGAAUAAAGGGCCAGCCAAUGCAGAUGUUAAUAGAACAAGCUCCUGCUGAAAAAAUGGUUCAAAAUUUGAAUCAUUCACCAGUAAUGAGAAAAGUUCCCUCCAGUUCAGUCUUUGUGAAUAAAAGGAAGCUGGUUGGUGCAAACCAAAACGUAAAUCGGCAUAAAACUUCUGAAGUUGCUAAACGGGCUCACAAGACAUCUAGUAGAUAUCUAGAUUUGAACCUUCCUGCCGAAGAGAAUGAUAUGCAAAUCAUUGAGAAUGGAGACUCUGAUAAUGACUCCAUGUCUAGCAACUCCAAAGCCUGGUUGCAAGAUUUCCUUGAUCAGUUGGACAGAAUAGUGGUUUUCAAGCCAUUUGAUUUCGAUGCACUUGGUGAGAGAAUACUUACUGGGAUCAAUGACAGCUUCCACAAGAUUGUUGGCUCUGAAUGUUUACUAGAUAUCGACUCAAAAGUCACGGAGCAAUUACUAGCAGCUGCAUAUUUAUCCCCUCGGAAAAGAGUGGUGGAGGAGUGGAUGGAGCAAGUACUCAACAAGGGAUUUGUGGAAGUUCUAGAAAGGUACAAUCUUAGUGCUCAUUCCAUAGUAAAACUUGUUUCCUGCAAGGGCUUAUUUUUGGAUGAGGACAUGGCAGGAGGUCACCUUCCUUCAAAAAUCAUUUUGAACUGAUGCCUUGUGAAAAGGCUAUUCUUGUAGUUAGAUGUAUAAUGUAGCAUUAGGACGCAGGAACCCUUGUUUAGCCUGUUAUUUCCAUAAUGUUAGUGGUUUUUGCAGGUUAGGUUGUGUGAAUGUAUAAUCUGUAAGUUUAUUUUCUUGGGGAAAGGGCGCCCUAGAUUCCUAUGAAUGGCCUUUGCAUGGGAUUAGUGUUCGAUGUACCAAUUGAGACAAACCCAAAUGGGUAUGUAUAAUGAUUUAUAGUUAGUGAUUGUGUGGUA